Ipomoea nil (Japanese morning glory) is the source of this 591-nucleotide messenger RNA. RefSeq names its product non-specific lipid-transfer protein 1-like. Gene Ontology annotation, cellular component: membrane. The record is from RefSeq and is a predicted model, not a curated record. The transcript has a single exon. The coding region runs from base 62 to 430 and encodes 122 amino acids. NCBI's taxonomy places the organism in Eukaryota, Viridiplantae, Streptophyta, Magnoliopsida, Solanales, Convolvulaceae. Gene Ontology annotation, biological process: lipid transport. Gene Ontology annotation, molecular function: lipid binding.
CCACGUACAAGCUCAACAAUAAUUAAAGUCUUGAGAUAUUCGAAGUGCAAAGAUUACUAAAAUGGAUCUCUCAAGAAACCUAAACCUCACAUUCUUGGUCCUCCUCGCGGCGGCGGCAGCCCUUGCACCGGGCGGCGAAGCGGCGAUCACCUGUGACACGGUGUACAGUGACCUGAACGCGUGCCUUAACUACGUUAUGUUUGGUGGAAAUGUGGCGUCGGGAUGUUGCAGUGGAAUGAAGACGCUGGUCGGCGCCGCGAAGACGACGGCGGACCGGCAAAGCGCUUGCUCGUGCUUGAAGUCUAUUGCUUCCAAUGCCAACGCCUCACAGCUUAGCAGGGCAGCUGGGCUUCCGGCCAAAUGUGGUGUCAACAUUCCUUUCAAGAUUGGCCCUAACAUUGACUGCUCUAAGGUCAAGUUUGGCUUUUGAAUUAAUAUAUAUGUGCCAUAUGUUUGUGUGUAUGCAUGUAAAUCUAAUAUGCUGUAUACUGUGUUUUAAAUAAUAUUUAUGGUGAUUUUCUUUGUGGUGUAAUUAUGUGAUAGUGAAAUUAGGUUGAUAAUGUGAAUUUAAAGAAAUGUUAUGUCAUGGAA